AAAGCGGAGGAAGAAGCGCACGGAGAGGAAAAAGAAGAAGAAGAAGAAGAAGAGGAGACCGUUGCGUUUUUUCGCUCGACGCGCCUCCAUCUGCAAAAACUCUCCGCUUUUCCGUUAAUUAAAAUAAUAACCAUGAAUCAUUCUAGCUGAAACGUUAGGUGCUUUCUGCCCCCGGGGAGCUAAUAUAACGGAUCGGUACCUUCCUUUAUUAUUAUUAUUAUUUUUUUUGUUUUCCUUCCCUCGACCUCCUAGUUUUUUGGAGGGGAUUUGACAUCAGCGAGCGGCACCAUCAUCAUCAUCAUCUUCAUCAACUUGGAGGCCAGAAAGGAGAUUCAUUCAUCUGUUCCUUUCCUGCUUAGACCUCACUUGGAUGCAUCGCCCGAAUUAUUAUUCCAGCGCUAUUGAUUAAUCGAUGCUUUGAUUGAUCGAUCCGUCGACUAACGGAAAGGCAGAUGCAGCUCGGAAGGGCUCGUGCACACCGGCGUGGUUGACAUGGCAACGACUUAUUCAGUGGCCCGGAUUAUUUAGAUGUAUAAAAUCUAAUCUAGAAUAAUCAUCGUAAUCUCCAUGUGACUUUGCAUCAGUGUGUAGUUUUUAGCCCAGCUCCCUUCAGCUGGCUCCUUUCUCCCUUUCAUCGUCCGGCAGAUUUUGCACCCACUCGUGCUUGUAGCAGAAUGGCCCCGCUGGUUGAAGAGCUGCGCAGACUUGGCUGGAUUCUCAUCAAAGCUCUGCUGCGCUUCACCUUCAUGUUCAUCAAUAACUGCGUGGCGAUUCCAUCCUACUGCUUGUAUUUGAUCGUCUUGCAGCCACUCAGGAUGGUGAACAGCUCUGCUUUCUGGCACAUCGAGGGCGUCAUGUUCCGGUGGCUACUGGCCAUGGUGGCGUCGUGGGGCUGGUGCGCAGGAUACACAGUGACAGAGUGGGGUGACGACGUGAAGCAGAUAUCCGAAGAAGAAGCCAUGGUCAUCGUCAACCAUCAGGCCACCGGGGACGUCUGCACUUUAAUGAUGUGCUUGCAGGAUAAAGGAACGGUGGUGCGGAAGAUGAUGUGGUUAAUGGACCAUGUGUUUAAAUACACCAACUUUGGCCUGGUGUCUCUGAUCCAUGGAGACUUUUUCAUCAGACAGGGCAAAGCACAUAGGGACAAGCAGCUCAUUUACCUGAAGAGUCACCUGGACAAGUAUUACUACAGUCGAGACAGGAAGUGGAUUGUUCUCUUUCCUGAGGGGGGAUUCUUGAGAAAAAGGCGAGAGACGAGUCAGUCAUUUGCCAAGAAGAAUGACUUACCCCACUUAACACACGUGACGCUGCCCCGCCUCGGAGCCACUCAGGUAAUCUUGAAGACACUUGGACCACAGCAGGAGAAUGGCAUGCUGGGAAAUGACGCUGGCUCGUUAGCACAGAAAGAUAGUAAACCUAGAGGCUUGCAGUGGGUAGUGGAUGUGACAAUAGCAUACCCCGAAGCCAAACCCAUGGAUAUCCAGACGUGGAUUUUUGGCUACAGAAGUCCCACUGUCACACACGUACAUUACAGGCUCUACCCGGUACGAGAGGUGCCAGUGGAGACAGAGGCUCUAACAGACUGGCUCUAUCAGAGGUUUGUGGAGAAGGAAGAACUUCUCGCUCACUUCUAUCAGACAGGAGUGUUCCCUCCAUCAAAAGGUCAGAAUAAGGCCGAAUCCCGGGCAAUGACACUGGACUUUGCAUGGCUGUGCGCCGUCCAGUCGUUUGCCUUCAUCUCGGGCUACAUGUGGUACAGCGUCCUUCAAUACGUCUACUGCUGGUUUUGCUCGCUGCUCUGGUGAAGAGAGGGAUCGAGAGAGGGAGAAAAGGAUGAGGGAAAGCGGGACGAUGAUACAAGAAGGAAUAACAGCCAUCAAAGCCAAUCUUGGAUCUGUUGGAAUGCCACAGAUGCUGGCUUAACUCACUGGCAAGAUGAUCGUGAAGGAAAAUUGUAUUUGAUCCUAAAUCCCAAACCUGCACCCCAUCUGGGCACACACACACACGCACUCACCUACACACACACACACACACACAAAUGCAGACACACACUCAGACACACAUGCAGUUCUGCAAUACGAACAUACAUUCAAAGAAAUAGGUGAACAGUGACAUCAUGUUUACACAUGUACACGUCCAUAUAUAUAUAUAUAUACA
This is a messenger RNA of Hemibagrus wyckioides, 2157 nucleotides long. It is a transcript of the gene lpgat1, whose product is annotated as lysophosphatidylglycerol acyltransferase 1. Gene Ontology annotation, cellular component: endomembrane system. Gene Ontology annotation, molecular function: acyltransferase activity. Bases 675 to 1805 code for a protein of 376 amino acids. The record is from RefSeq and is a predicted model, not a curated record. Lineage: Eukaryota; Metazoa; Chordata; Actinopteri; Siluriformes; Bagridae. The transcript is spliced from 8 exons.